AUGGCUCCCAUUGAUCCCCACUCUUUCACCCAAGUCUCUCAUCCUCUCACCACCCAUGUCGCUCUCUCCCUUUACCUCGAUUUCAACACCUCCAUCAUCCAUGGCUCCGCUCUCCUCUCUCUCUCCUCCGCCUUCUCCGGCAACCUGUCCCUCGAUUCCCGCUGCAUUUCCAUCGAUACGGUCCUGGAUCCCCAAACUCUCGAGCCACUCCCUUACACCGUCUCCGCUAACCCGGAUCCAAUCCGAGGCACCGAAAUAGUCGUUGCCCUCUCUGGUCAGUCUUCACUGCUUCUCGUCUACUCCACCUCGCCUUCCGCCUCCGCUCUCCAGUGGCUAUCUCCUCUCCAAACCUUCUCCAAGACGCAUCCCUAUGUCUACACGCAGUGCCAAGCGAUUCACGCCAGAUCCAUUUUCCCUUGCCAGGACACUCCCGCCGCGAGGAUCCGCUACGACGUCGUCAUGAACAUUCCGGCUUCGCUCUCCGCCGUCAUGUCGGCCCGCCACGUCCGCCGUAGGCUUCCGGUUCUCGAGGAGGCCAAACACCUCCAGGCGGGGUCGUCGCUGUGGUGUGCCGAGGACAGGGUCGUGGAAGAGUUCGUAAUGGAACAGCCUAUACCGCCGUAUCUAUUCGCGUUCGCCGUAGGCGAGUUAGGGUUUCGGGAAGUCGGGCCUAGGACUCGGGUAUACACAGAGUCAGCUGCCACCGAAGUUCUCGAUGCGGCGGCCCUGGAGUUUGCAGGAACGGAGGAGAUGAUCAGGCAAGGAGAGAAGCUGUUUGGCGAUUACGAGUGGGAGCGAUUUGACUUGCUGGUGCUGCCUCCGAGUUUUCCAUAUGGAGGGAUGGAGAACCCAAGAAUGGUUUUCCUGACGCCCACUGUGAUCAAAGGGGACGCCUCUGGGGCUCAGGUUGUAGCGCACGAGCUCGCACAUAGCUGGACUGGGAAUCUGAUCACCAACAUCAACAACGAACAUUUCUGGUUGAACGAGGGAUUUACAACUUACGCUGAGAGGAGAAUUGUGGAGGUUGUUCAAGGGGCGGAUAGAGCUACUUUGAACAUUGGCAUUGGUUGGAGGGGUUUAACUGAUGAAAUGGAACGUUUUAAAGACAACUUGGAGUGCACAAAACUGAAGAACAAUCAAGAAGGUGUUGAUCCAGAUGAUGUUUAUUCUCAGGUCCCAUAUGAAAAAGGCUUCCAAUUUGUGUUUCGAAUUGAACGCCAGGUUGGAAGGACUGCUUUUGACGAUUUCCUCAAGAAGUACAUUGCUACUUUCAAGUUCAAGUCGAUCGAUACAGAUACAUUUCUUGAGUUCCUAAAAGCAAACAUCCCUGGCAUAGAGAAAGAGAUCAACCUGCAACUGUGGACUGAGGGAGUUGGUAUACCGGAAGAUGCAUAUGAACCAGUCUCAACCAUUUACACAAAGAUCAUCUCCCUCGCAAAAGAGUUUAAGGAAGGAAAGAUGCCAAGUGAGGAUGAGGUUGCUGAGUGGAACGGACAGGAGUGGGAGCUCUACUUGGAGAAUCUUCCUAAAACAUGUGAACCUUCUCAGGUCAUGGCCUUGGACAAGCGGUACAAGCUGGCAGAAUCGAAGGACUACGAAGUGAAGGUGUCGUUUCUGCAACUCGCAAUCUCAUCCAAGUGCAGAGAGUACCAUGGGGAAGUGGAGAAAAUGCUAAAAGCGGUUGGAAGGAUGAAGUACCUGCGUCCACUCUUCACUGCACUUGCACAAACUGGUGGAACCGAAGAGAAGCAGCUGGCGAAACAGGUGUUUGCAGAAGCUCGAGAAACUUACCACCCCAUAGCUCAGGGAGUGGUCGAGUCUAUCCUCUCUAAGUACAUCUAA
Molecule: messenger RNA, 1842 nt
Organism: Thlaspi arvense
Lineage: Eukaryota; Viridiplantae; Streptophyta; Magnoliopsida; Brassicales; Brassicaceae
Source: the annotation of a GenBank genome assembly